Messenger RNA from Lethenteron reissneri (Far Eastern brook lamprey), 1318 nucleotides. RefSeq lists its product as uncharacterized. The record is from RefSeq and is a predicted model, not a curated record. NCBI's taxonomy places the organism in Eukaryota, Metazoa, Chordata, Hyperoartia, Petromyzontiformes, Petromyzontidae.
UCAGUUUAGUUCCAGCUGCCAAAGUGGAUACAUAUUUACAUUUUUCUGAGAUGGCAUCAAGAGGCUGCAAAUGUGAAAAAGUACUCCGUGGAAGCAUCUGCUAAGAAGUGUGAGGCCUACAAUGCAUAUUUCGGCAUGCCUGUCGGGGAUCAAGACAAACCCUGGGCAACUAAUUUCACCUGCGAGCAAUACAAAAAAACUCUGGAAGGAUGGUAAAGAGGAGAAAAGAGAGCCAUGAAGUUUGCUAUCCCAAGAAUUUGGCGGGAACCCACUGACCACUCAAGCAACUGCUACUUCUGCAUGGUGGACCCUUCCAAACGUCUGACUGGCAAGAAUGCAGCUGCUAUCACGUAUCUGGACCUUCCUUCACACUGCCAUAAGCUCCCCGUACCCACUCCUCCGGAGAGAGAGCACCCGUCUUUAGAAGAGAGCAGCAAGUCAGAGAGCGAGGAAGACGUUGUAGAUCCAGAUGACAAUUUCAGAGGUGGAGCUGAGGAGAGAAACCCAUACUACCCCAACCAAAAAGACCUCAACGACUUGAUCAGACAUCUUGGUCUCACCAAGUCCAAUGCCAAGCUUUUGACGUCUACGCUCAAGCAGUGGAACUUGUUGGAUGAAAGUGUGCAAGUCGCAGAUCAGAGGAAGCGUCACAAACCUUUUUGCAGCUUCUUCACCCGUCAAGAUGGGCUCUGUUUCUGCCAUAAUGUGACCAGUCUGUUCGAGGCAAUCAGAAUCGCCUGUAACCAGAAUGAGUGGCGCCUCUUCAUUGACAGUUCAUCCAGGAGUCUCAAAGCCGUGCUUCUCCAUAAUGGUAACAAGUACCCGUCUCUUCCCCUGGCUCACUCGGUGCACCUCAAAGAGGAUUACAACAGCAUCAAGGCCUUGCUGGAUGCCUUGAAGUAUGCUGAGUACGGCUGGGAGGUCAUCAGAGACUUCAAAAUCGUGGCAUUCCUGAUGGGUCUCCAAGGCGGUUUUACUAAGUUUCCCUGCUAUCUUUGCCUUUGGGACAGCAGGGACACCAAGGCGCACUACCAUAGGCGGGACUGGCCACAGCAGACCAAAUUCUCUGUGGGGAGGAAGAAUGUCAAGUGGGAGCUACUGGUGGACUCCCGGAAGGUGCUGAUGCCACCACUGCACAUCAAAUUGGGCCUUAUGAAACAACUAGCCUUUUGCCCGUCCAAGGACGGUUUCAGUAAAUCUGAAAUUUGCAAGCGAAAAGCAGACCGCGACAUGAUAUUCAUUGCAUCAAUUCGUGUGCAUUUUGUAAGUCCGCAGUGACACAGACUUAUUUCAUUUAAAGGUUAUAAUCCCUUGUUCA